Vollenhovia emeryi is the source of this 1836-nucleotide messenger RNA. RefSeq names its product protein SERAC1-like. The record is from RefSeq and is a predicted model, not a curated record. The coding region runs from base 351 to 1730 and encodes 459 amino acids. The transcript has 9 exons. Lineage: Eukaryota; Metazoa; Arthropoda; Insecta; Hymenoptera; Formicidae.
AGCGUGGUAUCAUUGGAAUUAAGUUUAAAAGUCUAACACAAAAUUUCAUCACUCCGAGAAUCUUGAAGAAAGAAGGCGAGAAAGGUGGGGCGAAGAGACAGGACAUUGGACAAGCUGUCAAGAGCUUGAAGUCGCGCGACGGUCGCGCGACUCGCCCGUGAUUGGCGCGCGCCUCGCGGACGCGCCAAUCAGGGCCCGCUUUCGAACGCGGCUUCGCGUUUUUCGGCGCGUGCCACAGCGGUUCGACGCGAGACGUGUUUCAAAGUUUAAAAUGUGAGACUCGCGAGACGGCACUAGAUUCCGCCUCGUCGGCAAUCGUUGACGAGUGGAGAGUUGGCAAGUCGCGCGCGAUGCGGGCGUCGAGAGGCUACGCGUACUACCUGAAGACCAGCGGUAUCUGCGUCGUCGCGCUCGGAAGCUGCUGGUUCCUGUAUCAGCUGCGGCAGAUAUCGCAGAUCGUGCGCUCGGCUUUCAACACGAGCGUGCUAAACUUGGAGCAGACCCGCGCGCAGUACAUCUACGUCGACGAUCCUCAGUUCAAAGACAUCUUCAUGUUCAGGAAGGACGAGGAUCUGCAUGGACCACCUGCGUCGGAGAGGUCGAGUGGCCUCAGCGACACCCUGGCCAGAUGGUGGGAGAUGAAGAAUCACACGCUCGCCUAUAAGUUGCUGUAUAUGGCGCAACAUGGGGACAGAAACGAGCGAUAUAAAGCCGUGACUGUGCUUGGUUCUCUUUCGCAUUUAAAGGAUUGGCAGUAUUGCCACUUGGCGCAGAUGAUGGAUGCUAAAACAGCGGUGGCUCUCGCGAGAAUGCCAAAUAUUAAUUUGCUGUUCUUUUUACAACCACCGUAUUAUCACGUGCAAUACAGUUUAAGUGACAUACUAGAAAAGGUGCAUUCGCUGCUGUUGAGUCUGAACUCUCUAUGCGGCAACACGCAUCUCUGCCUCACGCAAUUCCUCAGUAAAAUGUUCAAGGAUUCGCAUCGAUAUCUUGUAGAAUGGUUCGAUCACGACCUGACAAGCGUGGGUCUUUCUAUGAAUACGACGACAGUUCGGGAUGACGAGUUGCUCAAGAGCUGCGUUCGUGCAAUCUGCCAUCAUUCCUCCGUGGAACAGUACAGCAAACACUUGAUCAAUGCCGGAGCCUUGCCGAUAUUGACAGCGAUACAGAAAGUUUUCAGCGACGACGUAGAAAUAUGCAUACUGCUCGCGAGGAUAUUGUCCAACAUGUCCCUUCAUUCCGAAUACCUGGAGACUAUCUACGAAUCCGGAUGGAUUGGCAUAUUGUCGCGUUGGUCCCACAGCGACGACAUUCGUCUGUCGUCACAGGCGAUCAGCGCGUUGGUGAAUCUGGAUACCGAGAGGAAUGAGAGAGCAAAGUAUUCGCAGAGCGUUUAUCUUCUUCAUCCUCUGCACAGAGUUCACCCGGCAACGAAGAUGGACGUUGUGUUUCUGCAUGGAUUGCUGGGCGGAGUUUUCGUUACCUGGAGGCAGCGCGACGUCGACACGUCUGCACUUGGAGUUGUAGACGAUAGUGCACUAGUCGAGAGUACAGACUACUUGUCUACUAUGGUCGACGACGAUCGUCCUCAGGAAUUCUUUAAGGACUUGGCCCGCGAUCUGCAUUUGCGCGAGUGGAGGAAGAUAGGCCAGGACUUUGAGGUGGUGCUGGACGAUUGUCCGCAAAACACGAAUGCUCGCGCGUGCGGACCUUAUUUUUGCAGAGGGUAGAUGUUCGUGUAUUUAACACCUUUAUACAGGGUGGACCAUUUUAACCUUUAAUGGAGAAUAACUCGACCGGUAAGCGAAAUAAUAAAAAAUGUUUCAGACAAAAGUU